GAGGGAGAGAGGGCGUGAAGAAGCCGCGGGCGUUGAAUGCGGUUUUCUUUCCUAAAUGCAGAAUAAAAAUCAAAUUGCUGGAAAUCCUCUCCGUUUAACAGAAGGUAAAAAAACAGAAAGAGCUGUCUCUUUGUCUCUCUCUCCUUUUGGAAUCGAUGGCUAAAACGAAAGUCUUAUUCGGACUGCUCACCUUCGUCACCAUUGGAAUGAUCAUAGGUGCUCUGCUUCAGUUAAUAUUUAUUCGACGGUUGGAGGAGUCAUCUGGUAUUCCUCACUGGGCAAAUGACAAUGAUGCAGAUGAUCUACGUCUAGGAUUGGUGAGACCUGAAAUAAUUAGUUGGUCACCUCGGAUAAUCGUCUUACAUAAUUUUUUGAGUAUGGAGGAAUGUGAUUAUCUUAGAGCCAUUGCACGACCUCGUCUUCAGGUUUCCACUGUGGUGGAUGUCAAAACUGGGAAGGGAAUUAAGAGUGAUGUUCGGACAAGCUCUGGUAUGUUUUUGAGUUCUGAAGAACGGAAAUAUCCACUAGUAAAGGCAAUUGAAAAACGAAUUUCUGUCUUUUCUCAAAUACCAGUGGAGAACGGAGAGCUCAUUCAAGUUCUGCGGUAUGAGAAGAAUCAAUUUUAUAGGCCACAUCAUGACUAUUUUGCUGACACUUUUAACUUGAAACGUGGAGGUCAACGAAUAGCAACAAUGCUCAUGUAUUUAAGCGACAAUGUUGUGGGAGGUGAAACGUAUUUUCCUAUGGCAGGAGAUGGAGAAUGCAGUUGUGGAGGGAAAAUGGUGAAAGGAAUGUGCGUACAACCAACUAAAGGAGAUGCAGUGCUGUUUUGGAGCAUGGGGCUGGAUGGAGCAACUGACCAAUACAGUAUUCAUGGUGGAUGUGAAGUUUUGGAAGGAGAGAAGUGGUCGGCUACAAAAUGGAUGAGGCAGAGAACUACAAUUUGAAUCCUUCUCACCCCCAUAUAUAAAAAUCUUUUUUUUCCCCUUCUAGUUGUUCAUUAGUCAUAUCUGAAUCUGAAGUGGUCAAUGUGCAGUCUAUGUAUCUAUAAUAUAUGAUAGGCUCACCUAGUUUACAUA
Molecule: messenger RNA, 1079 nt
Organism: Magnolia sinica
Lineage: Eukaryota; Viridiplantae; Streptophyta; Magnoliopsida; Magnoliales; Magnoliaceae
Product: prolyl 4-hydroxylase 1
Exons: 11
Coding region: 156-947 (263 amino acids)
Biological process (GO): peptidyl-proline hydroxylation to 4-hydroxy-L-proline
Cellular component (GO): endoplasmic reticulum
Molecular function (GO): procollagen-proline 4-dioxygenase activity; iron ion binding; L-ascorbic acid binding
Source: RefSeq, a predicted model, not a curated record